AGAGAUGGAUACCUGCCAUGUAGCCGGGCUGGUCUUGAACUCCUGGCCUCAAGUGAUCUGCCCACCUCAGCCUCCCAAAGUGCUGGGAUUAUGGGCAUGAGCCACUGUGCCUGGCCUAUCCUGCCUUUGUGCCAGGUGAUCCUCCUCAUAUGUAUUACAGCUGUUUUCACUCAUUAGCUCCUGAGGUAAACAAAUUGAAAAAAUGAGUGAACUGGAACAGUUGAGGCAAGAAGCAGAACAACUGCGGAAUCAGAUUCAGGAUGCUCGGAAAGCAUGUAAUGAUGCAACGCUUGUUCAGAUUACAUCAAAUAUGGACUCCGUGGGUCGAAUACAAAUGCGAACAAGACGUACACUGAGGGGCCACCUAGCUAAAAUCUAUGCUAUGCACUGGGGAUACGAUUCCAGGCUGCUAGUCAGUGCUUCCCAAGAUGGAAAAUUAAUUAUUUGGGAUAGCUAUACAACAAAUAAGAUGCAUGCUAUUCCUUUGAGGUCCUCCUGGGUGAUGACCUGUGCUUAUGCUCCCUCUGGUAAUUAUGUUGCCUGUGGAGGCUUGGACAACAUCUGCUCUAUAUAUAACUUAAAGACCAGAGAGGGAAAUGUGAGAGUGAGCCGAGAGUUGCCGGGUCACACAGGGUACUUGUCCUGCUGUCGUUUUUUAGAUGACAGCCAAAUUGUUACAAGUUCAGGAGACACAACUUGUGCUUUAUGGGACAUCGAAACUGCCCAGCAGACCACCACAUUCACUGGGCAUUCUGGAGAUGUGAUGAGUCUUUCUCUGAGUCCUGACAUGAGGACUUUUGUUUCUGGUGCUUGUGAUGCCUCUUCCAAAUUAUGGGAUAUUCGAGAUGGAAUGUGUAGACAGUCUUUCACGGGACAUGUCUCAGAUAUUAAUGCUGUCAGUUUUUUCCCAAAUGGAUAUGCCUUCGCCACUGGCUCUGAUGAUGCCACUUGCCGGCUCUUUGACCUUCGUGCAGAUCAAGAGUUAUUAUUGUAUUCUCAUGACAAUAUCAUCUGUGGAAUCACUUCCGUAGCCUUCUCAAAAAGUGGGCGUCUCUUGUUGGCUGGUUACGAUGACUUUAAUUGUAACGUAUGGGACACGCUAAAAGGAGAUCGUGCAGGUGUCCUUGCUGGUCAUGACAACCGUGUGAGCUGCUUAGGUGUAACUGAUGAUGGCAUGGCUGUGGCAACAGGCUCUUGGGACAGUUUCCUUAGAAUCUGGAAUUAACAGUGUCAUACAUGUUCUUUGUUCUCCAUUGAUAUAUCUGGAGAAAUCAAUGCUACAGCCUAUAGCUGUGAAAAAAUUCUACCUUAUAUUUGCAGGUGAAGAUUUUUCUAUGAGAUUAUAUAUAAAAACAAGCUUUCAGUAUACUACCAAAAAAAAGUCAGGGGGGGAAAAGGCAAAGGCGCCUUCUGAGAUCAAAAGGACCAGUGUAUUAAUUUGAGGAGUUGGGUUAAUUUAACCUUAAUGAGUUUUUGUGUGUACUCAAGAGUCUAUUUUCUUUGUGUAGAACAUAAUGUACACAUUAUAGCAGGUCGCCAUUAUGUUUGCAUUUUUUAAGAAGUACAUUUUUAACUUUGUAUACACAAGAAAUGUCACGUUUUUUAGUUUUGUAAUGGAAGAACCAGGUACAGAAAUAGACAGAAAUGAUACUGUAUGUGUGUAUAUUUAUGUCUGAAGAAAGUCCCCUUGAAUUCUGAUAUCUCUUUGAAUCUAAGAGAUCCUGAUGACUUCAUGUUUAAGAGCAUUGACAGGAGGGGCACCUCUAAGGGGAGUCCUUCGUUUCUCAUGCAUCAUUUGCCAUAUACUAUUAAUCUAAGUGCUCGCUUUCAGUCCUUUGAGGGGACAGAUAAUCUGAAGGCCAGAGAUUAGAGAUUUCACCGAUAUUUUGGACAUACAUAAGAAACUUCUUUGGAAUUUAUUAAUAAAAAGUAGAUAAUAGCAUAUAAAUGGUUCUUCACAUUUUAAAAGCCUGGUUAUGAUCUGGUUAUGAUUUAGUACCCCCCUAAAUGGCUGAACUUUCCUAUUCAUGUCAUAUUUGGAACUAAGUUUGUAGUGUAUAUUCAUCUUUCAGAAGUUUGGUAAACAUUGGGAUUGUCCCUGCAUCUGAACAUCUUUCCCAGUGCUAUCAGUAUACAUUUAGAGAGGAAAUGCAGUGUGACAGUGUUACAUUUGGAGAGAAGUGUGAAAUCUAACCAAUCACUAAGACAUAUUUGUUGUAAUAUGGUGGUUUAUUUCACGUUUGCGUACUAUAAAAUCUGAAUCGAUGUGAAAUAUCUGUGCCUUUACAUUUCUUAAAAUGAAACCCUUAAGCUUUUUGUUCUGUUUUGCAAUAUUUUGUAAUAUUCCCUUCCUUAGCACAAAAUACUGGUUUUUAAGUGGUUUUGCUUCAAAGGAUAUCUAGAUCUAAGUGAUUCCACUUAAAGCCAAAAUAAAAAUUCCUAAAGCAGUUCUUAAAGGAGUUAGAGAUAAAUAGUUCUUCUGUGGUAUAAUAAUGUGUCUAUUACUAGAAUGUCCCCCACCACCAAGUUAAAGAUACUUUUCCUGUUGGAUUUUCUUUUACAAAUAAGUCGGAAUGAUUUAUAAUAGAAGAUUGUUAGUCUUGCGUGAUGGUUAAGUCUUGGAUUAUUCUGAUAUAUAGACGUGCAUUGUUUUGUAACUUAGUUACUUUUCAGAUAGGUCUGUAUUAACUUUUGAACAUGUGUAACCUUAACCUAAAUACUCCCAAAUUUUACCUCUGAAUUUUUGUUUAUAUUGUGAAUGUGCUAAUAUAUGCAUCAACUGUAAAGACAUCAGUAUCAGUUUUGUUUAUUAAAAUCAGUUGACAAUUAGAAGAAUAAUAAAAUGGAUAAAGGCAAAUUAAGAUAUAGGACCAAAACAGAAUAUCGUAGAUGGCAGUUAUGAAUGUAUAUUUAUAUUUUGGUUAAGAUUUCUAUUAACUUUUUGGCUGGGUGCAGUGGCUCACACCUGUAAUCCCAGCACUUUGGGAGGCCAAGGUGGGCGGAUCACUUGAGGUCAGGAGUUCACGACCAGCCUAGCCAACAUGGUGAAACCCCAUCUCUUCUAAAAAUACAAAAAUUAGCUGGGUGUGGUGGCACAUUCCUGUAAUCCCACCUACUUGGGAGGCUGAGGCAGGAGAAUCGCCUGAACUCAGGAGGCAGAGGUUGCAGUGAGCCGAGAUUGUGCCACGGUACUCCAGCCUAGACGACAGAGUGAGACUCCGUCUCAAAUUUAAAAAAUAAAAUAAAAAUUUUUAAAAAUUAUAUGAACUUUUGCUAUUAAUGCUAUGAAUGUUUAUUUGUAGGCUGUUUAUAUCACUUCAUAAAGAACAGCUCUUUAAGAAAAGAAUAAAGGAAUGUAUUCAUUUCCGGAAAAAGAGGGUUGGGGAAAGUUCGCCAUGUAGGUUAGUCAGAAAUUUAUUCUGAAGUCCUGUUCAAGAAAGCAAUUGUAUUAUGCACAAAAAUAACCUUAAAUGUAUGAGAGAGAAUCUCCUCUACUUAAAAGUUAUUAUAGUAGUCAGAGGCAUACAGACCACAGGAAUUAUAUGGCCUUAACAUAUUUCAAAAUGACAUUUAUUUUAAUGUUCUUAAAGUUUAUGAAGAGGAGUUUAAAGCAAUUCCCAUAAUUAAACAUUUAUUCAGCGACUAAAAACUAUUUAACACUUGUGGUUAAUUAUACACAUAAACAAAUGGCCACAGAGUAGCUUCACUACCACAGUUACCUUCCUGGUUACACCUUUGCUUUCUAAUAUUAGAGGCUCCAGUUGCUAAGUAUAUUUGUUUACUUGCAGUUUAAGUUGAGCUGAUUAUUUGUUUAAUUCUGUUACUGGUCCUGAAUUCAAUGAGUAUAUAAUUUGUAGAGAUGUUGAAUAUUUUUGAUCUUACUUUUUAAGGCUGAAAAAUCUGGCUGGAUUUAGUUUUAAAAAAAAUGCAUCAUCCAGAAUAUUGCAGUUAAUGUUCCUUUUUUUUUUUUUUUUUUUUAAAGACAGAAUCUCUGUCACCCAGGCUGGCAUGUGCAGAGGCACGAUCUUGGCUCAUUGCAACCUCAACCUCUGCCUCCCGGGUUCAAGUGAUUCUUGUGCCCCAGCCUCCCAAGUAGCUGGGACUAUAGGCAUAUGCCACCAUGCCUGGCUAAUUUUUGUAUUUUUAGUAGAGACAGGGUUUCGCCAUCUUGGCCAGUCUGAUCUCCUACUCCUGGCCUCAAGUGAUCCACUGGCCUCAGCCUCCCAAAGUGCUAGGAUUACAGACGUGAGUCACCGUGCCCAGCCAGGUUUCCUUCUUUACUUUCUAGGAAACAUUUAAACAUAAUGUGCCUCAGAAGGUUAAUUUGUCGACUCUGUAGCAUGUCAAGAAGAGUAAUUUUUUGAGAUCUGGCAAGAAUGUUUUAGAGAUACAUAUUCUUUUCUAAAUAUGUGAUCACCCUGUGGUGUUUAGCAUAUCAUCCCAAAAACCUGCUUAAGAGCAGUUCUUGGCCAGGCACAGUGGCUCAUGCCUGUAAUCCCAGAACUUUGGGAGACUGAGGCAGGUGGAUCAUGAGGUCAGGAGUUCAAGACCAGCCUAGGCAAGAUGGUGAAGCCCCGUCUCUACUAAAAAUACAAAAAUGAGCCAGGUGUGGUGGCGGGUGCCUGUCAUCUCAGCUACUCAUGAGGCUGAGGCAGAGAAUUGCUUGAACCCGGGAGGCGGAGGUUGCAGUGAGCUGAGAUCACGUCACUGCACUCCAGCCUGGGCGACAGAGCAAGACUCCGUCUCAAAAAAAUAAAUAAAUAAAAUAAAAAGCAGUUUUUGCUAUCAGCAAGGAUGUCUCCUCCACUUUAAUGGACAGGCCUCAUUUUUGGCAGCUAUACUGUUUGAGAUUUAGACUGAAUAUCCAGGAUUCUUCCCUAGCUCAAGUUUUUACUUGUGAUUACACAUACCACAUUGAAUUGCAUCUUCAGAGGCAAAGAUUUGGGCUUCAUAUCUCAUCAGCAAAAGGGCCUGUUCAGCAGUUCCCUUCAUUUUAGACUCAUAUGACCUCAGAGAUUGCAUGAUAAUAGUAAACUAGUCUCCUGGAAAUAAUGGAUGUAGGUGCUUCUAGAAUAUGUUACAGAAUUUCAAACUUAACCUAUUAAUAAAUGGAUCUUGACUUAAGGUGACAAAGUGAAACUUUUAUUAUUGCCUAAAAAUGCUGUGCCAGUAUUGUAUAACUGAGCUCCUCCAAUACUCUUGGUAUUUUGGAUUUAAUAAUAAUUUAAGACCUUAAGCAUUUUCAAUGUGAACAUGUUCAGGGAAAUAUGCUUUGAUGUAAAUGUCUCAGAUCUAAGUUGUAACACAAUGAAUACUUGUGGCUUAUUCUUGGUUUAACUUAGGAAAACUGGUUAAACAGUCCCCCAUUUGGGCCUGUCAUCAUUUUAAUAGUGAAGAUGUUCUUUCUAAAAUCUUCAGGGUCUGAGUCAGGCUGAAUUUUUUUUUUUAAUUAAAUAUUAUGUUCAGAUUCUUUCCUUUCUGCCAUUGUGAAAAAGCAAAAUUUUAAAUGAUUUCUUCUGUUAGAAUUUUUAAAAAUAUCCACAGGUUGGACUAUCUUAUGGGUUGCACAAUGAAUUUAUAUUUUAAAUUAGAUUAAGUAGAAUGUGAAGUACAUUUCAGAUUUACUAGUUUUCUUUCCAUUGUUCAUUUUGGGUUGCCUCAGAUUCAGUGUAUAUUUUAAAAUAUUGGUUACAUAAUAGGUACUCAGUGAAAUGGUUUAUAGAAUAUCUAAGCUAGCACUUUAUUUUUAAAAAGUAACUUAUUAAUCACACAUUGAUGGUACACCUUGUAUUUAGCAAAUGUUUGCAUGUUGAUAAAAUCUCCUAUGUCUUCUUUAAAUCCAGUUACUGAUUUUGUAAAAUACAGUUGUGAUAAAGCAGCAUUACGGGGGGGGAUAAAAGCUAUGUUCCAACUGGUGUUAAAUGUAUUCAACAAAAAUCUUACAUCGUACAGUAUUUCUUAAUUAAUAGAACUUCAGUGAUAUACUUGGUAGAUAUCUCAAGCCUUUUGUCUGUUACACAAUGGUGCUUUAUCCUAUUGUUUUCUUUUCAAAGAAGCAUCUGAACACUUGCAUUUCUAUUUUCCUAUCCAAAGGCAUUCACAUGUAAGUGUGUUUUUAAAGUUGAUUAAAAUUAUUUUCCUGUUAAAACAUUCUGAAAAUGUUUGUCUUUACCUAGAAUGAUUUGUACACACUUGUGGUCAGUUGAACAUGAAUGUCAGUAGUAGUCUAAUUAUGGGAAGGGUAAACAUGUUAGAUUAAGGCUCUUAAAGCUCUAAACCAUAUAAACUAUGGACUUGUAUCAUGAUUUAACUGUUCUUAGAUGUUUCUUACACAGUGAUUCAUUCCUCUAUUUGUACAGUGGCUUUAUGAAAUGAUGUGAAUUGAUCCUGUAAUCAAUAAAGUGCUUUUAACCAGA
Mandrillus leucophaeus (drill) is the source of this 6416-nucleotide messenger RNA. It is a transcript of the gene GNB4, whose product is annotated as guanine nucleotide binding protein (G protein), beta polypeptide 4. The transcript is spliced from 10 exons. Gene Ontology annotation, biological process: G protein-coupled receptor signaling pathway. Gene Ontology annotation, cellular component: cytoplasm; heterotrimeric G-protein complex. Bases 203 to 1225 code for a protein of 340 amino acids. The record is from RefSeq and is a predicted model, not a curated record. Gene Ontology annotation, molecular function: signaling receptor complex adaptor activity; protein binding. Lineage: Eukaryota; Metazoa; Chordata; Mammalia; Primates; Cercopithecidae.